AUGAAUAGAACAAUGUUUAGAGGUAUUCAAUAUUCAAAGCAAUUCAAAAGUGUUUCUUGCAAUAACUAUGGUUACACUCCGAAAUCAAUCAAUAUCAAUAGUAACAAUUUUAGAUCGAUUGUAUCAAAUAACAUAAAUGCUAUUCAACAACAGCAACAACCACAAAUAAGAUCAUUUUCAAGUUUAAAUAUUAAUAAUAAUAUUAAACAAAACCAAUCAAUUUUCAACCAACCAAUGACCAUCAAUAAUUUAAGAAGAUACAGUACUCAACAACAACAACAACAGACACCAAAGGAAACAGAACAAUCGAAACAAACAACAUCACCAAAAGAAGAGUUGAAGACAGAGGAGAAAAUAGUGGAUCAAUCGAAUACCAAUCAACAACAACAAGAAGAUCCAACAAAGAAUCUAUCGACACCUGAAAAGAUCAAAUAUCUAUUCAAACAAUAUGGUUUGUUGGCAGUUGUCGUUCACUUUAGUAUCUAUGGUGCAACACUUGGUGGACUCUAUUUGGCAUUGUCAAACGGUGUAGAUGUCGAGCAAGUGUUCACCUAUUUCGGAAUCGAACAAACCAAAUUAGGAAAGGGUCUCGGUGUCUUUGCAUUGGCAUUCGCGCUCACCAAACUCACUGGUGUAGUACGUGUACCUCUCACUUUAAUUUUAGUUCCCGUUUUAUCACGUUAUAUUCGUCGUGCCAAACUUACAUAUUAG
Molecule: messenger RNA, 711 nt
Organism: Heterostelium album PN500
Lineage: Eukaryota; Evosea; Eumycetozoa; Acytosteliales; Acytosteliaceae
Product: FAM210 family protein
Exons: 2
Coding region: 1-711 (236 amino acids)
Cellular component (GO): mitochondrion
Source: RefSeq, a predicted model, not a curated record